AGACAGAGAGGCGGAGGAGGAGCAGCGUAGAGAGAACUCGAGCAGUCCCUCAGAUCUCGCCUGUGGUGAGGACACCCAUUAGAUGUGCAUUCCUGAGGCAGCCAGCAACAAAAAGAGCAGGAUUGAGUGAAGGAGAAGUUGUGACACCGUUUCAGUUUCUUUGUGACCACGUCUGACUGCCUUCUGAACUGUGCUGGAUUCACAURUUCCUCACAUUCACACGCCCGCAGGCUUCCGUGCACACAAGCCGAACAGCCGGCUCCUCUGCCCUGUGAGGACUGAAGGAUUUCCCUGACGGAGCAAGAAGGAAGGAGAGAAUAUAAACAGAGAGGAAGUUUGACAUUUUAAAGAGCAUUAAAGGAUCCAUCCUUUUUCUAGACGGUCAUGCGGCGGUAAGCUGUACCACGCCAACCUGAGCUGAUCGGUUUUGAGGAUCRUUCUAUACACCAAAUUGUCUCCUUUGGUCCCAAAUGGAGCUGAAAGUGUGGGUUGACGGAGUGGUGCGAGUUGUAUGCGGCUUGUCGGAGGAAACUUCCUGCCAGGAUGUUGUCAUUGCUUUGGCACAAGCUAUCGGUCAAACAGGUCGAUAUGUUCUUAUCCAGCGUCUGAGGGACACAGAAAGGCAACUUCUAGCUACAGAGAGGCCUUUGGAGUCUUUGGCAAAGUUGGGCCAACAUGGCAACGAAGUUCAGUUUGUCCUGCGGCGAACUGGCCCUAGCAGUAGUGACGGACCUAAUUCAAAACAAGAGAGACCCUCUCCCGUUCCACUACCCAAGCAACCUGAGCCAGAGCCUUUGAAUCGGACCCAACUUAAAAAAGCCCUGACCUUUAACUUGGGACCAUCAACCUCGCCUAAAACAAAAACCAAACAGUUGAAGAAGGCUCCUCGGGACUCCACAGAGCAAAGAGCCUCGCCAUCCUCUUCACCCACUCCUCAUGUGCCACCCCCUGCUCCAUCACCACCUGUUAGCGCUUUGAAGGAGGAGGUUUUCAGAAAAGUACUUCAGCAACAGGAGAGACUGAAAGCCCUCGGAGGCCAGCUCGAAACCGUAGAGAGAGAGUCACGUACCAGGGAUCAUUCUUACCCUUCUCCAUGUCCCUCACCAGUCUCUGAUGCACGCCUUCAAGAAGAGAUCGGUGCUUUGGAGCAAGCAAUGCGGCGAAACCAAGCUGAGCUUGCCCACGAGCAACGCUGGGAGGAGGAUCUUCAGUUAGAGAUGGAGAGGGAGCAGGGAAUGAGGAGGAAGCUGUCAGAGCUUCAUUCCAAGCUGGACGACUGCGGACGGCGGCUUCAUGAAUUCUCCAUUCGCUCCGCUCAGCUGGAGCAAGAAAUCCAGCUAGAGAGCCAGGCAGUAGGGAAAACCAGUGUGGUCAAGGAGUCGCUUGAUGCUGUGAAGGAGGAACUGAGGAGCCAGGAGAGGCAUGGGGUAGAGCUGGAGGAACAUCUGUCUGAGACUGACAAAGCUCUGGGGAAGGCUGAGUCUUUGCUGCAGGUCAAACAGGAGGAGUUGGAGGACUUGAAUAAGGAGCUGAGGCAGUGUAACCUGCAGCAGUUUAUCCAACAGACCGGUGUCCUGCCAGCACACACACACUCGCGCACAGAGCUGCAGGAGCACAUGGAGCAGUUGGAACUCGCAGCCGGCCGCAGCGCGACUCCUGUGGAGUUUCCAACUCGCCCUACUGCCAAACAGUUCCUGGGUCAUCCGCGGAACCUGCAAAACCCUCUAGUGUCCAGUCUCAACCCUGAGGUCCUGACAUCCCGAGAGUCGUCCUGGAGAUAAAACAUGGAGCGCAGGGCCAAGGGAAAAGUUGUUCACUGUUCUGUUGCCAUCCUCUUAUUUAACCUUUUACAUUCUAACCAUUCCAUUUGUCAUUCACAUGYUUUAUAUAAAUAAGACAAAAACUGUAUAUUUACAGAGUUUUGCUGCUGUAAACAUUUAAAUGAUCUGUAUGAAUUGUAAAAUAAUUUAGGAAUCUUUGACUUAAUAGAUUAUUGCUAUUACUGUGUAUUUAAAUACAAUAAACUGUGCAUUGCAUUUUA
This is a messenger RNA of Austrofundulus limnaeus, 2041 nucleotides long. RefSeq names its product Ras association domain family member 7a (gene rassf7a). NCBI's taxonomy places the organism in Eukaryota, Metazoa, Chordata, Actinopteri, Cyprinodontiformes, Rivulidae. Gene Ontology annotation, biological process: signal transduction. Bases 471 to 1781 code for a protein of 436 amino acids. The transcript has 6 exons. The record is from RefSeq and is a predicted model, not a curated record.